Messenger RNA from Engraulis encrasicolus (European anchovy), 4943 nucleotides. RefSeq names its product probable ATP-dependent RNA helicase ddx6. Gene Ontology annotation, cellular component: cytoplasmic stress granule; P-body. Gene Ontology annotation, biological process: P-body assembly; cytoplasmic stress granule assembly; negative regulation of translation. The record is from RefSeq and is a predicted model, not a curated record. Gene Ontology annotation, molecular function: RNA helicase activity; mRNA binding; ATP binding. The transcript is spliced from 14 exons. Bases 1135 to 2622 code for a protein of 495 amino acids. NCBI's taxonomy places the organism in Eukaryota, Metazoa, Chordata, Actinopteri, Clupeiformes, Engraulidae.
AAAGAAGGGUAGGAAGAAGAAGGCGACGGCGACCAUGUUGAUUUAGCAAGAGCAAACACAAUAGACAAAGUGGUAAAUGUGAGUUGAGAUUCAGUUGCGUUACACAUACGAACAUUUGAUCAGCAUCUAGAUUAACAUCAAGGUAAAACUUACGGUGGAGAAAAAGGUGACCGAGUUUUCAGUUGCUGGUCUGUUUACUGGAGGAAACCCGACUGGCUUCUCAUCUUGUACACACAUACACAUGCAAACUGACACACAAGUGCACACGCACGCACCCCACACAGUUGAGAUCUGUGGAGCAAUGGUAUUGGACGAAAUUCUACAUUGAAUUACAUUUGGUUGACCCAGCGAGGCAAAGUGAGUUAUUGGGAGUUUUUGGACUACAACAUCCCAAGAUUUGUUUUGUUUUGGAACCGUCAGGAACUUAAUCAUAAAGCAAGAAGCAAGAGGAUUCACAAAUUCAGAUUCACUAUCAGCACAUCUUCGAAUUGGAGUGAACAAAUUAUUUCCAUUUUUUUGAAGCGUUCUGAAAAAGCAGGAAUAGACUCUGUACCCAAGAGAAACACAGCUGUUUUGAUGAACUAACCUUUUUGUUUUUGGAUAGCAGACUAAGGAAAAGGAGAGAUUGAACUGCUUAAGCACGAGACGUGGAUAUUUUUCAGACUCUCUCCCUCGUUCAGUAUUGCCUUAGCUGUUGCAGUUGCAGGAUUUGUACUUUUGUGAGACUUGUCUGCAUAUAAUUUUCUAUAUUGUGGUCAGGUCUUCUAUAUUUAUGCAUAUAAAUGCUCAUUUCUCUUCAUUUGGAAGAGCUGGAGUGACACUUAUUUUUCAUGACGUCAGUUGCUCUUCUUGAAAGAGGCUACACUGUACGUGCACUUGUGUAUAUGUAAAUACUACAAAGACACUUCUAAAUAACUUUGGAUUUAAGAAAUAGAGUGCAUUAUAAAUGCUUUAUUAGUUUCUUUUUUUGUUGGUAUUAAUACUCUGGGAAGGGCGUUGAAACCUUUCAGAGAGGACAAAGCAAAAAGACUUUAACAAGCAGCAAACGAAGCAGCAUCAGCAAGGAGCAAACGAGGAGUACAAGAAAAAAAAAAGAAAACAAACCAGAAAAAAACAAACACAAAGCAAAACAAAAUGGCAACUGCAAGAACAGAAAGCAUGGGACCCGUGAUGAUGGGCCUGAACAAGCAGAACGGCCAGCUCCGAGGACAGCCGCCUAAAGCCGUGUCCCAGCCAGGACCCCAUGCUGUGAGCACGCCACCGGGAAAGGUGCCAGGGGGAGGCGGCGCCCCAAAGCCAGGAGGCGGACCCCAGGAAGGAGGAAUUAGGUUUGGCGAUGACUGGAAGAAGGCCCUACAGCUUCCCCCCAAAGACACAAGGGUCAAGACCUCUGAUGUGACUUCGACCAAGGGGAACGAGUUUGAAGACUACUGCCUGAAGCGGGAGCUGCUGAUGGGCAUAUUCGAGAUGGGCUGGGAGAAACCCUCCCCCAUUCAGGAGGAGAGUAUUCCUAUCGCCCUCUCCGGACGAGACAUUCUUGCGAGGGCCAAAAACGGAACGGGGAAGAGCGGGGCCUACCUCAUCCCCCUCCUGGAGAGGAUAGACCUCAAGAAAGACCACAUUCAGGCUGUGGUCAUGGUCCCCACGCGUGAGCUGGCGCUACAGGUGAGCCAGAUCUCCAUUCAGAUCAGCAAGCACCUGGGCGGCGUCAAGGUCAUGGCCACCACCGGCGGAACCAACCUGCGCGAUGACAUCAUGCGCCUGGACGAGACUGUUCAUGUGGUCAUCGCGACACCGGGGAGAAUCCUCGACCUGAUCAAAAAGGGUGUGGCCAAAGUGGAUAGAGUUCAGAUGAUGGUCAUGGACGAAGCAGAUAAGCUGCUCUCUCAGGACUUUGUGGUGCUCAUCGAGGAUAUCAUCAGCUUCCUGGACAAGAAACGUCAGAUCCUGCUCUACUCUGCAACCUUCCCCAUCAGCGUGCAGAAGUUCAUGAGCAAGCACCUGCAGAAACCAUACGAGAUCAACCUGAUGGAGGAGCUGACCCUGAAGGGCAUCACCCAGUUCUACGCCUACGUCACCGAGAGACAGAAGGUCCACUGCCUCAACACACUCUUCUCCAGGUUGCAGAUCAAUCAGUCCAUCAUCUUCUGCAACUCCACCCAGAGGGUCGAGCUGCUGGCCAAAAAGAUCACCCAGCUCGGCUACUCCUGCUUCUACAUCCACGCCAAGAUGAUGCAGGAGUACAGAAACCGUGUGUUCCAUGACUUCAGAAAUGGCCUCUGCAGGAACCUAGUGUGCACUGACCUGUUCACCAGAGGAAUCGACAUUCAGGCUGUGAACGUGGUGAUCAACUUUGACUUCCCGAAGAACGCAGAGACCUACCUGCAUCGCAUCGGUCGUUCAGGCCGCUUUGGGCACCUGGGCCUGGCCAUCAACCUGAUCACGUCUGACGACCGUUUCAACCUGAAGGCCAUCGAGGAGCAGCUGGUGACCGACAUCAAACCCAUCCCCGGCAGCAUUGACAAGAGCCUGUACGUGGCAGAGUACCACUGCAUCUCCGGGGCAGACGAGGAAGAGGAAACGGAGGCCAGGCGUGCCAUCUCGGCACCCAACCAGCCGUAAAGGUGAAGCCAUGAGCGAACGACCGACCAGCAGGACCACAGGAUUCUGCGAUGACAUCUGCUUUUGCACAAAAGCUUCACACUCCUCUAUAAGAAUAGAAGAAAAAAUCCCCCUUUGGCUUGUACCCUUUGUUCCUUUGUUCGUUUUCUGUUUUGUUUUCUCCCCCAUGUUUGUGCCAGAUUAUGGUGAAAAGUUUUUCGUUCUUGUGCACAAAUCUGAGGCAGGCGGCUCGUGUGGCCCAUUCUUUGAAGGAACCCUAAACAUUCCAUAGUCUCUGUGUGACUUGCAAUAAACAAACAGGACCGAGGGCCUGGCGGGUAUAAUACGACAGCUGUCACUCCUCUUGAUGGUUUUGGUAUAUUUAAGUUUAAAAAAUAUUGAAAAAAAAUGAAAUGGUUUCACAGGGAUGAUUUCAGAAACACAGAGGUGGGUUCACCUGCAUAUACACACACACGGGGCACAAUAGUCAUGUGUUCUGUGCUCAAUAGGGGCUGUGCAACAGUUUGCGUGCGCACAGUUACUUUUAAGUGUGUGCCCUUUUAAAACAAACACACGAUCUGUCACUUAAGUGCCUUAACUUCUGACAGGCCAGCAGUAGGUCUAGAGAUGUCGAAUAGGAAAACGCUGACUAUCCUAAAUAGCAUCAUCCUGAUGCAUUUGGGAUUUUUCUUUUUUCUUUUUUAAGACUUAAAUGAGACCGAAUAGUUAAAUGCUCAGUUUUGUUGGGCAGAACUGUCCAUUCAGUGUGGCUGUCUGUCACACUCUGAGUUUAGGGCAUGUCUGAUCCAUAAGAAAAACAUUUUGGAGGCUGAGGAUUUGCAAAAAAUAAGAGCACAAAACCCUAUGGUGCUUUUUAAAGUGAGGCGUCAUCUGUUUUUAUUGCUGGAGCAGUUUUCUUUUCAUGAAAAGGGUUUUCAUUUAGAUGUUUCAUAGGUUAUUUUCAAGCACCUGUAAGAAUGUGAGGAUGACUCUAUUAUUGAGAUGAGGUUUUGUUUUUUUGUUUUUUUUUUCCCUAGUUUUAUAUUUUUGUUUCGAUUGGCACAGGGCAACGUAUUUCAUGAGGGCUCUUCCUUUUUUCUUUCCUUUUUUUGCCCCGUAACUGCCCUUUUGAGUUUGAAAGAAUGUCCGUUUCCCAGGUAACUAUGCAUUUUUGCUGACUACUCUGCUUCGCACCUCAUUUCUUCUACAACUACUUGGCGUCUUUAAAAAAAAAGCCCUCUGUUCCUCAGUCCUUCCAUAGACACACAAUAACUCACAUCCUGCCAACAUUUAUUUUUUCUCGCUCUUUGCAUUGUGUUAUUUGACUUCAUCAUGAAAACCGCAAACAUGAAAAAACACUUGCCAAUCAUGGUUUAGUUCUUAGACAUGCAUUACCUUUAUUGUAUUGGGCCUAAUGGAAGACCACUUGUGACCUUAUGGCCUGGCGGGUUAUGUUUCCAAACUUGCGAUUGCAGGUUUUUUUAUGUGUGUAUAUAUAUAUAUUCUGUGCUGUGGGUCGCUAGAACGGAGCAUUUGGAGGAGUACACUGCUUUGGAGUUCAACUGGGAAGCUAAAGCUUCAUUCACACAGUAGCGUGUGCUCUGUGUUGGGUGGCCCGGCUUCUUUUGGAUAUGAUUGGACAGGAGAAUAGUGCUAAAGCAGAUGCUGUUGAAAUAAGAGUUGCCUGCCUUCCUUUUGUGCACAAAAAUGAUUUUGUCCCCUUUUUUCUCUCGCUUACAAAAAAAAUUGUUAAUGCUUUGCUGUUCGUUUUUUUCCCCCGUUUUGUAUUUCAUUCUGGCUAACAGGUGAAUGUAAAGCGACCCGUUUCUAUGACAAGCCAACUGUGCGGGGAACACCCUAAAGUUUCCCCUAUUCAUUAUGAAACCCACCCAAAUACCCUGUGGUCCUGCUGAACCUGUCAUCCGCCAUCAAAACAUGGUCGUCAAAGGCUAAAUUGUUAAAUGCUCCUCUUGCUUUGUCCUUAUUUUCCACUUUCCUUUUCGAUGCAGAGUGUGCAAGAUUUGUUUUUAUUUUAAGAUUUUUUUUUUUUUUUUUUUCCCUCUCCUCUUCCCCUCUCUCCUCUGUGUGUCCUGCUUGGCACCUCCAUUUUCUACCUGACUCGUGUCCUCUCUCUGUAGUGUGUCUUUGCCUGUGAGACAGGCUGUCUGUUUGACACUCACUGGAGUUUUUUUGUUUUGUUUUUAUUUGGGGUUUUUGCGCUCUUCUGAAGCAUAAACUGUAGCAUAUUCUAACUGGCAGCUGUGACGUACUUUUUUAAGUUUGGUCUUUUUCCCUGCUGCAGGUGAACGUAGUGGGGGGGUAGGGUUUAGGAGGGGAGGGUG